Spinacia oleracea (spinach) is the source of this 1092-nucleotide messenger RNA. RefSeq names its product stress-response A/B barrel domain-containing protein UP3-like. Bases 120 to 803 code for a protein of 227 amino acids. The record is from RefSeq and is a predicted model, not a curated record. Lineage: Eukaryota; Viridiplantae; Streptophyta; Magnoliopsida; Caryophyllales; Amaranthaceae. The transcript has a single exon.
CAAAUUAUAUGCUUUGUCCAUCCACACACACCAUUUAAACUAUCACACAUCUUCAUUCCCUUUUCUCCUUACUCUUUCUAGUUUCUACCAUCAACUAACCAACCAACCCAAACAAAACCAUGGCAAUUUCAUCAUCAUCAGAAGGCGAAAUCAUCGAACACGUGGUACUCUUCAACAUCAAAGACGAAGUUGAUCAAGAUCCAUCCAAAGUCAAUGCCAUGGUCAACGCUCUAAACGCCUUAAACUCACUUGAUUCCGUGGUCUACCUUACCGCUGGUCCUAUCCUCCGCACCCGAUCCCUCCCCCCCUCCUUCAAAUUCACUCACAUGCUUCACGCCCGUUAUCUCACACGUGCCGACCUCUCCCAAUAUUCCCUCUGCGAUGAACAUAUGUCCGUCGUUAACUCCUUUGUUAGACCCAACUGCGAUGCCAUCUUGGCCGUUGACUGGCCGGUCAAUCUCGUGGGGUCCACUGUCCCACGACCGGGUUCUGCGAUGAGGUUCACGUUUCUCAAGGUUGAGGAUGAAAAUGAAAAGGAAAAGAGUUUGGAGGGUAUGGAGAAAAUUAAGGAGAGUUUAGGCCCUUUUGUUCAAAUAAGUUAUGGUGAGAAUUUUUCGGAUCGUGGGAAAGGAUUCAGUGUGGCGGCGCUUGUGGUGUUCCCUGAUAUAAUAGAGUUGGAUGCGGGUGAAGAGUAUGAAGAUCAGAUGAGGUCGUUGAUUCAUAAGUUUAAGCUUUCUGAUGAUCAUAUUAUAGCCGUUGAUUAUGUGGUUCCACGUCUAUCUCCUGCUCCCAGUCUGGACUAAUUUUUUUUUUUUUUUUUUUUUUUUUAAAUGUUGAAUUACUGUUAUUUAAUUUUCAUUUCUAAUCUUCAACUUUUAGAUUCCAAAAAACGAAAAAGAAAUCGACACACUACAAACAAAACAAACCAAGCAACCCGAGCACCGCCCAUUUUGAUUAUUGAGUCAUGUUUUGUACGGAGUUAUUAUCCUACAUUCUACAGCGCAUAGUUUUCGAUAAUUUUAGUAAAAGGGACAUAUUUGCCAACUGGAGUUCGGAGUAUAUGUUUAAAAACGUAGUACUCUCUUCGUCUCA